Messenger RNA from Musa acuminata AAA Group (dessert banana), 1377 nucleotides. Its product is annotated as phosphoglucan phosphatase DSP4, amyloplastic-like. The coding region runs from base 121 to 1233 and encodes 370 amino acids. Gene Ontology annotation, molecular function: protein tyrosine/serine/threonine phosphatase activity; carbohydrate phosphatase activity; starch binding. The record is from RefSeq and is a predicted model, not a curated record. Gene Ontology annotation, cellular component: chloroplast. The transcript has 14 exons. Gene Ontology annotation, biological process: starch catabolic process; protein dephosphorylation. NCBI's taxonomy places the organism in Eukaryota, Viridiplantae, Streptophyta, Magnoliopsida, Zingiberales, Musaceae.
AUAUAUGAGCAUUGGGCCGUGCAAUUAAGCAUCCGCCAAAAAAUAUCCCGUAAAGGGCAGUUCCUUUUUGUGCUCGCUUUGCUGCCUCCUCGUUCGUCUUUUCCGCGAAUUUCACCGGCCAUGAACAGCCUUCGGAGCCUUCCGACAUCCUCCGCUCCGCCCUCGCCGGCCCCGAGAGGACGUUCGAGUAGGCCACCGACCUUGAAUCUGGGGGUGAUACGACCACACCAUCUUCGUGUAAAUGUCGCCAGGAGUGCAUGUUCCAAGUCUUCUGCAAGUCCUGAGAAGACUGGUGCUGAAGUGCAAGAUCAGAAGUCUGAGAUAUAUAGCAGUGAUAUGACAAAAGCAAUGGGUGCAGUGCUGACAUAUAGGCAUGAGCUUGGAAUGAAUUAUAAUUUCAUCUACCCAGGAUUGAUUGUUGGUUCUUGUCUACAGACCCCAUCAGAUGUUGAUAAGCUUCGAAAGAUUGGGGUGAAGACCAUCUUUUGCUUGCAGAAGGACUCGGAUCUUGAAUAUUUUGGGGUUGAUAUUGGUGCAAUUCGUGAAUAUGCCAUGCAAUGUGGUGACAUUGAGCAUCUUCGUGCUGAAAUCAGGGAUUUUGAUGCAUUUGAUUUGAGGAUGAGACUUCCUGCAGUAGUUAGCAAAUUAUACAAGGCUAUUAAUCGGAAUGGUGGAGUGACUUAUGUUCACUGUACAGCCGGGCUUGGAAGAGCGCCUGCAGUUGCAUUGGCAUACAUGUUUUGGGUUAAAGGCUAUGAGCUGAAUGAAGGGCACCAGCUACUGCAGAGUAAGCGAGCAUGCUUCCCAAAAUUGGCUGCUAUAAAAAGUGCAACCAUUGAUAUGCUUAUAGGCCUCUCCAAGAACCAUGUCACUCUGAUGUGGAAAGGUAAUGAGUGUUCCUCAGUGGAAGUGUCUGGACUUGAUAUUGGAUGGGGACAGAGAAUUCCUCUGAAGUUCAACGAGGAGGAAGGUGUAUGGAUUCUUGAGAAGAACUUACCUGAAGGACGCUAUGAGUACAAGUACAUAGUUGAUGAUAAAUGGUUGUGCAACGAACAUGAGUUGUUGACAAGUGCAAACAAUGACGGUCACGUAAACAAUUAUGUAGAAGUUUCCAGUAGCGAUACAAGUGUCGAGGCAAUGGGGCUAAGGAAACGUUUAGCAAGCAAAAAUGUUGACCUUACCAAGGAGGAAAGGAAGAUGAUUAGAGACUUCCUGGAAUCCUAUAACGCGUAGAAACGAGUUCUACGUGAUGGUUCAAAGAGUAUUAUGGAGUAAGGGUGUCAACCUUCAGUGUCACCAAUGUACAUAUCAGGUGAUGAUCCGAUAGUACGUUAUGUUAAGUUAAUAAUAAAUGUAAUCCUCCACUUUAUGUUGUCA